AUGUAUUGCUGUGUACGUGGCACGUUUCACUGUCAGUAUAUCAAUGGAGUUCAGUUUAAUAAAUUAAAAACGAAAUAUAGAACUGACGAGGAUAUAGUCGUAUAUUACACGAUACAAGAUAGAGCAUUGCCAAACGUCGAUUACCAGUUCGUUUACGUGAGCAAAGAAAUAGAAAUUCUGGGUACCAGCUCAUAUUUCCGUUUCAUCGUCAUCCCGAAUCUUCGUGCCAUCGAUCGAAACUUAAAUACGCCGAAUCGUGGCGUCGACAACGUUCACGACGCGCAUGAUGGUCAUCCGGCAUUGAUCGUGUCACCGACAACAAGCAACGUGGGGAAAAUACUUAGAUCUAGCAAAUCGAUCGACAACUUCGUCGAAUCUCAUCGAACGUGUCGGUCGUUUGCCGAACACAGCCAGAGAACGUGUCGAUUCUGUUCGAAAUCGGUGUCAUUUACAACAAAUAGGGUUCAGUUUCUGAUGUUGCAUAAUGAGCAGCUAGUAGCAAGGAUGGGCCGUCUGACACGCGAUUUGGAGUUAACGGAAGCGGCUGUAAAAAGUGAAAAAAUGGCACAGACAGUGUUGACAAGGAGGUUGCAGGCUUACGAGACGUUCGUCGCGGAUAUGUUCAAGUGCUUAAAUCUAAGAGGAACCGUGAAGAUUCUGGAUAAAACGGGGCAAGAGAUCAUCGUACAAAAAGUAAAACCAAAGAACUUACCACCGAUGCGUGACGAGACAGGUGACAAGCCUGUCCCUAUUCUGGAAGUCUCAAUGUUGAAUCAAUCUUCCGAACUUAAAGAGUGCAACGAUGGAUCAACGACGAAUAUAAAUGAGAUGGAGAAAGUUCCUCGAGUAUCGAAUUUCUGCGAAACAGAGGAUAACGAAGAACGCGUAGCUCUCAAAUAUUUCAAAGACGAUGGAUUCUCUGUGAAAAAAGAGCAGAAUGAGAACAAGAAAAAUUUUGAAAUUACUUUAUCCGUAGAAGAGGGACAGUCUCGGUUCAAUAAGGAAAUCUUGAUAUCGGAGGCAUCGAUUAAGAAGGAUCGUGAGGAACAAUGCGAUUCUUACGUAACGAAAGAGGCCACGGGCACAACAAACCAACGAGGAGAUGAAAUAUGCACAGUCAACAGUAAGAUCGAACAGCCUAACGGUGUCGAGGACGAAUCGGAAGACGGUAAAAACAUUGUCUAUGACGAUAAAAAAAUCGUGAAAGAGCUCGAUUCCUUGAUAACCGGAGAUUCUUCAAAAUGCUGCUGCGACUGUCAUUUAAACAUGUCGAAAACGUGUAGCUCCAACAAGAGGUUUGAUAACGGUAACGUAAAUGAAUGGGCGCUUCAAUGUGAAUGUGACUUGAAAGUGUCGGAUGGGAUGUAUCAGAUGAUUGAUAAUUACGCGGAGAACCAGUGCACUACGAGGGAAGCGACGAAGGGUGGUUUGUCCGCGAUUCUGAUUAAGGGUAGAAAUACGAAAUUUGCUGUUAUCAAGUAUUAACGUACAAAAUCAAAUGGAUUCUCAACAGCGAGAUCACUCUUGCGAUAUCUAUCAUCGUUGUCGUCUUAAUUUGCCUUGCUUCAAGCAAUGAUUUAGCUGGCGCUAUCGAUGUAAAUAAUAAAACGUGUAAU
Molecule: messenger RNA, 1616 nt
Organism: Bombus pascuorum
Lineage: Eukaryota; Metazoa; Arthropoda; Insecta; Hymenoptera; Apidae
Exons: 9
Coding region: 1-1485 (494 amino acids)
Source: RefSeq, a predicted model, not a curated record